This is a messenger RNA of Myotis daubentonii (Daubenton's bat), 3600 nucleotides long. It is a transcript of the gene RNF20, whose product is annotated as ring finger protein 20. Gene Ontology annotation, molecular function: metal ion binding; ubiquitin protein ligase activity. The record is from RefSeq and is a predicted model, not a curated record. Lineage: Eukaryota; Metazoa; Chordata; Mammalia; Chiroptera; Vespertilionidae. Gene Ontology annotation, cellular component: nucleus; HULC complex.
UCCCUUCCUUCUCCCUGGCCCCGCCUCCCGGAAGUUCCGCUGGGUCUGCGCCUGCGGGUCCUGGGUGAGCGGUGGGAGGGCUCCGUGGACGUUGGAGGGCAGGUACCCGGAGUUCUGCUCUCGGGCAUCGCGAUCUGGAAGAAGCGAGGAAAACAGCUCUCAUCUUGUGCCAAGAUGUCAGGAAUUGGAAAUAAAAGAAUGGCUGGAGAGCCUGGCACGUCCAUACCUCCGGAGAAGAAGACAGCUGUGGAAGAUUCGGGGACCACAGUGGAGACAAUUAAGCUCGGGGGUGUCUCUUCAACGGAGGAUUCAGACAUUCGAACACUGCAAGCCAAAAAUCGCAAGUUGGCAGAAAUGCUGGAUCAGCGGCAGACCAUUGAAGAUGAACUCCGGGAGCACAUUGAAAAACUUGAACGAAGACAGGCCACUGACGACGCCUCCCUGUUGAUUGUCAACCGGUACUGGAGUCAGUUUGAUGAAAACAUCCGUAUCAUCCUUAAACGUUACGAUCUACAGCAGGGUUUGGGGGAUCUCCUCACAGAGAGAAAAGCCCUCGUUGUGCCCGAACCAGAGCCAGACUCUGACAGCAAUCAGGAACGGAAAGAUGACCGGGACAGAGGGGAAGGGCAAGAGCCAGCCUUCUCUUUCCUUGCUACUCUGGCCAGCAGCUCCAGUGAAGAGAUAGAAUCUCAGCUGCAGGAGCGCGUGGAGUCUUCCCGCCGAGCUGUGUCCCAGAUCGUGACUGUCUAUGAUAAAUUGCAAGAAAAAGUGGAGCUCCUAUCCCGGAAGCUAAACAGUGGAGACAACCUGAUAGUUGAGGAAGCAGUGCAGGAGCUGAACUCCUUCCUCGCACAAGAGAACAUGAGGCUGCAGGAGCUGACAGACCUCCUUCAGGAGAAGCACCGCACCAUGUCUCAGGAGUUCUCCAAGUUGCAGAGUAAAGUGGAGACAGCUGAGUCACGAGUGUCUGUCCUCGAGUCCAUGAUUGAUGACCUGCAGUGGGAUAUUGACAAAAUUCGGAAGAGGGAACAGCGACUCAACCGACACUUAGCAGAAGUCCUAGAACGGGUGAACUCGAAAGGUUACAAGGUAUAUGGAGCAGGGAGCAGUCUCUAUGGCGGCACGAUCACUAUUAAUGCCCGGAAGUUUGAGGAAAUGAAUGCAGAGCUUGAGGAGAACAAAGAGUUGGCUCAGAACCGCCACUGUGAGCUGGAGAAACUUCGGCAAGACUUUGACGAGGUCACUACACAAAACGAAAAGCUGAAGGUGGAAUUGCGGAGCGCAGUAGAGGAAGUGGUUAAGGAGACUCCAGAAUAUCGCUGUAUGCAGUCACAAUUCUCUGUCCUCUACAAUGAGAGCUUACAGUUGAAAGCGCACUUGGAUGAGGCUCGGACCCUGCUGCAUGGUACCAGGGGGACCCACCAACGCCAGGUGGAGCUCAUUGAGCGAGAUGAGGUUAGUCUUCAUAAGAAGCUGAGGACUGAAGUGAUCCAGCUAGAAGAUACCCUGGCCCAGGUCCGCAAGGAAUAUGAAAUGCUGAGGAUAGAAUUUGAGCAGACCCUUGCCGCCAAUGAGCAAGCAGGCCCCAUAAACCGGGAGAUGCGCCACCUCAUCAGUAGCCUCCAGAAUCACAAUCACCAGCUGAAAGGGGAAGUCCUGAGGUAUAAGCGGAAAUUGAGAGAAGCCCAGUCUGACCUGAACAAGACACGUCUGCGCAGUGGCAGUGCCCUCCUGCAGUCUCAGUCUAGUACUGAAGACCCUAAGGACGAGCCUGCAGAGGUGAAGCAAGAUCCAGAGGACUGGUCUGCUCAGUCCUCCGCAUCGAAGGCAUCUCAGGAGGAGGCCAACGAAAUGAAGUCCAAACGGGAUGAGGAAGAGCGAGAACGAGAAAGGAGGGAGAAAGAAAGGGAGCGAGAAAGAGAGCGGGAGAAGGAAAAGGAGAGAGAACGAGAGAAGCAGAAACUAAAAGAAUCAGAAAAAGAGAGAGAUUCUGCUAAGGAGAAAGAGAAAGGGAAACAUGAUGAUGGAAGGAAAAAGGAAGCAGAAAUUAUCAAACAAUUGAAGAUUGAACUCAAGAAGGCACAGGAGAGCCAGAAGGAGAUGAAACUGUUGCUAGAUAUGUACCGCUCGGCCCCAAAGGAACAGAGAGACAAAGUUCAGCUAAUGGCAGCUGAGAAGAAGUCUAAGGCAGAGUUGGAAGAUCUAAGGCAAAGACUCAAGGAUCUAGAGGAUAAGGAGAAAAAAGAGAACAAGAAAAUGGCUGAUGAGGACGCCUUGAGGAAGAUCCGGGCAGUAGAGGAGCAGAUAGAAUACCUGCAGAAGAAGCUGGCCAUGGCCAAGCAGGAGGAAGAAGCUCUCCUCUCUGAGAUGGAUGUCACAGGCCAGGCCUUUGAAGACAUGCAGGAGCAAAAUAUCCGCUUGAUGCAGCAGUUGCGGGAGAAGGACGAUGCCAAUUUCAAGCUCAUGUCAGAACGUAUCAAGUCCAAUCAGAUCCAUAAGUUACUCAAAGAAGAGAAGGAGGAGCUGGCCGACCAGGUUUUGACUUUGAAGACUCAGGUUGAUGCCCAGUUACAAGUAGUAAGGAAAUUGGAAGAGAAGGAGCAUCUGUUACAAAGCAACAUUGGCACCGGGGAGAAGGAGCUGGGUCUUAGGACACAGGCCUUAGAGAUGAAUAAGCGCAAGGCAAUGGAGGCAGCCCAGCUUGCAGAUGACCUCAAAGCACAACUGGAGUUGGCUCAGAAGAAGUUGCAUGAUUUUCAGGAUGAGAUCGUGGAGAACAGUGUCACCAAAGAAAAAGACAUGUUUAAUUUCAAACGAGCCCAGGAGGACAUCUCUAGGCUUCGAAGAAAGCUGGAGACCACAAAGAAACCAGACAAUGGACCCAAGUGUGAUGAGAUUCUGAUGGAGGAGAUUAAGGAUUACAAGGCACGCCUGACCUGUCCAUGUUGCAACAUGCGUAAAAAGGAUGCUGUCCUUACCAAGUGCUUUCACGUCUUCUGCUUUGAGUGUGUGAAGACUCGCUAUGAUACCCGCCAGCGCAAAUGUCCCAAGUGUAAUGCUGCCUUUGGUGCCAACGAUUUCCAUCGCAUCUACAUCGGUUGAUCUAAGCCAGGAGAAGAGGAGGGGCUGGCUAGACAGCACUUAAUCAUUCACCAUCAAACCUCUACCUCUUCUCUCCUGGACUGUCGCCUGUAGGCACUUUGUCAACAGUUGUCCUUCACAGACUUUCCGUUGAGGUUCUCACUGAUAGCUGGAUGACAUCAGGGGAAAGGACUGCUGAGUGCAAGUCUUGGCUUAUAAAAUGAAUUAGAAACAACUCUUGUCUCCUUACUAGCCUUGUGUACUUCCUACUUUUAGGCUUUUCGACAUUUUCUUCUUCAGGCUCAUUCCACCUGAAGAAGUGAAGUUGGUAUAUUUGACAUGGAGAAGGAAAUAAAGAACAGAGGAGACACAUGGCCAUUUUGGGAGGGAGUGUAUGUAUGAGAUCCUUUAGAAAUAAGCUAUCUAUGGGCCCAAACAUUUCUCAAUUUAGAUAGUGACCUUUUUGUAAACGUGGACUACAUCCUAUAUAAUAAAGAGCUAAUAUGCAAAUGGUCAUCA